UUGCAUGCCUCUCACGCUCUCUUCACGUCCGUUUCCUGAAAGCCUCUGAGCUUGCUGUCCAUCGGCGCAGUCUGUGGUUCUGUUUCUCUGUAAGACCUACAGCCUAACGAUGAAAAGGCCUGGAUUCUCCAUCUUUUCGCUUUUCCCUCUCUGGAUGACUUUUGGCAGCGCUGCUGCUUUAGAUGAACCCAAAAUCUGCUAUGUCUUGGAUGCCGUUCUAUUCAUCUAUGGAGUUGUCCUUACAGUCCUUUACUGCAGAAUGAAGUUGCUGAACGAAAAUGCAAAGAACAGCUCUUACAUAAAGAAAGAUGAAGGAGAGGGUGUUUAUGAGGGUCUUGCACCUCAUGCUGAAGAUGCCUAUGAGACCAUCCAAAUGAAGAAGAAAAAAACUGUAGCAUAGACUGACUUAUUAUCAAAUCAGAAAGACUUUGAGAUGUGAUGAGGAAUCAGUCUUAGCAACUCUCUGUAGUUGAGAGAGGGGCUCACUGCCUAACAUGGGGAAAAGUAUGGUUUAUGUUUACGUAGGGUAUGCUUUUGGUCAUCUUCUCUUAUUUCUAUCUAUCUGGUUCAGAUAUUUCUGGGGUUUUGUUCUACAAAUGUACCAGAAAAGAUUUUGUCAUCAAUGGGUUAGAAAAAUCUUUCACUUUAUGGUCAAAAUGAAUGUGCAUUAUUUAACUUGGCAUGCUUUUACUCAUCAUAUUGUUUUUAUUUUGAUACAUUUAUGUUAUGUGUCCUUCAGUGGACUAGACACUGUAGCCAAUAAAACUGUAAGAAAAUA
This is a messenger RNA of Astyanax mexicanus (Mexican tetra), 778 nucleotides long. It is a transcript of the gene fcer1g, whose product is annotated as Fc epsilon receptor IgFc epsilon receptor Ig. Gene Ontology annotation, molecular function: IgE receptor activity. Gene Ontology annotation, biological process: cell surface receptor signaling pathway. Lineage: Eukaryota; Metazoa; Chordata; Actinopteri; Characiformes; Acestrorhamphidae. The transcript is spliced from 5 exons. Gene Ontology annotation, cellular component: Fc-epsilon receptor I complex. Bases 110 to 400 code for a protein of 96 amino acids. The record is from RefSeq and is a predicted model, not a curated record.